UUUAUUUGUCUUGGGUGCAACGAAGACCACAUGCUGUGUUUUGUCAUGUUGGAAAUACUGAAGCAGAUUUCCAUUGUGAAUGUGAAUUUUUUUUUAAAAGCCUUAACACUUCAGUCUUAACUCAGCUGAUAGAAGCAACUUAAGAUGCUUUGGUUUCAAGGCCAUAGAAUACAAUUUGUCAAAUUCUCCUUUGGACUCCUCUUGAGAAAUCUCUCUGCCCCUCAGACUACUCUACCUGUGCUGACCAUAUUCACAAAGGAUCCAUGCCCCCUUUGCGAUGAAGCCAAGGAAGUAAUCAAGCCUUAUAAAAACAGAUUUAUUUUACAGGAGGUGGACAUCACACUUCCAGAAAACUCUGCAUGGUAUGAAAGGUAUAAAUUUGACAUUCCUGUCUUCCAUUUGAAUGGCCAGUUUCUGAUGAUGCAUCGAGUAAACAUCUCAAAACUUGAAAAACAGCUCCUGAAACUUGAGCAGCAAGGUGCUGGAUACUGACUAAUGCUCUUGUGAUUUUACACCCUCUCUGUCCAUCAGGCAUGUCCAUCCUGAGGAGAUGGCCACGGCCUCAUACUUUUGUUAAUUUCACAUAACCCUGAAGGAUAUUCUAUAUUCAGUGGGUGCCAAAUGUUGACAUUCCUCUUCUGCAUGAUAGACAUACCAACGUGGGAACUGCUUACCUGUUGGCAUUGUAUAAAAUAAGAGGAGUGUGUUGGCAGGGAGGGGAUGAUGGAGGGAGAAAGAAGUCCAUUUGGCUUACUUAUUUUUCCCAUUUGUAUUAAUAUUGAAGCACUUCACAUUUGCUGGACAGUGCCAUUUACAGGAAGAGCACUCUGCAUUCCUGCUGCUGCCCUGGAGGGCUUGACGUUUUAAUGAAAGAAUAAAUGCUCUUCCACUCAGUAGAUAAAGUGAAAUGUGAAUUGUUAAUACACUGUGCACGGUCAAUAAAGGAAUGUUUU
This is a messenger RNA of Choloepus didactylus (southern two-toed sloth), 953 nucleotides long. It is a transcript of the gene C13H5orf63, whose product is annotated as chromosome 13 C5orf63 homolog. NCBI's taxonomy places the organism in Eukaryota, Metazoa, Chordata, Mammalia, Pilosa, Megalonychidae. The transcript has 4 exons. The coding region runs from base 145 to 492 and encodes 115 amino acids. The record is from RefSeq and is a predicted model, not a curated record.